AAGCUGGCCCUGAAAUGGCACCCGGGUAAGUACCUGUCCCGCAGCCCCCGCGGCCACUCGGAGAAGCCCGGCCCUCCCCGACCUUCCCUUCCCCCGGGCGGACUCCGCGGAGCCAGCAGAGAGGGACCUGGCGGCCUAGGAGCUCCUUGCCCCGCCCGGCCAGUGCCCGGAGCCGCCCUGCCCGUCUCGGUGGGCGAAGCGCUCUGCCCUGGCGCACCCCGGCUCACACCCCAUCUCCUCAUACCCGCGACCCCGGCCCCGCAUCGCCACUGUAGGGGGAAAACUGCAGUCCAACAACCUCACUUGCUCCCGCUACCGGGUCGCAGACACCACGAGGGAGCAGUCGGGAACUCGGAACUCAGACCUGCCCCAGGCUUGCUUUUCCCUGCGUCCCUUGCAGCGCAGCCUCUCGGUGUUUUUCCUCCGCUGCCCUCCACCUCGUCCGGGAAUCCCAGAUACUUCAACCUGAUAUAAAAAUCUGGAUAAUGCCGCAGAAGCAGCUGAACAAUUUAAAUUAAUCCAAGCAGCAUAUGAUGUGUUGAGUGACCCUCAGGAAAGAGCAUGGUAUGAUAAUCAUAGAGAGGCCCUACUUAAAGGUGGGUUUGAUGGCGAAUAUCAAGAUGACAGCUUAGAUUUGCUACGCUAUUUCACCGUUACCUGUUAUUCUGGUUAUGGAGAUGAUGAAAAGGGAUUUUACACGGUGUAUCGUAAUGUUUUUGAAAUGAUUGCCAAGGAAGAACUAGAAUCUGUGUUAGAGGAAGAGGUUGAUGAUUUCCCAACUUUUGGAGACUCCCAGAGUGACUAUGAUACGGUAGUCCAUCCUUUCUACGCUUAUUGGCAGAGUUUCUGCACUCAAAAGAAUUUUGCAUGGAAGGAAGAAUAUGAUACACGACAGGCUUCAAACCGCUGGGAAAAACGAGCCAUGGAAAAAGAAAACAAAAAGAUUCGGGACAAAGCAAGGAAAGAGAAGAAUGAGCUUGUCCGUCAGCUGGUAGCUUUCAUUCGUAAAAGAGAUAAAAGAGUGCAGGCGCAUCGAAAACUUGUGGAAGAACAGAAUGCAGAGAAGGCGAGGAAAGCCGAAGAGAUGAGGCGGCAGCAGAAGCUAAAGCAGGCCAAACUGGUGGAGCAGUACAGAGAACAGAGCUGGAUGACUAUGGCCAAUUUGGAGAAAGAGCUCCAGGAGAUGGAGGCACGGUACGAGAAGGAGUUUGGAGAUGGAUCGGAUGAAAAUGAAAUGGAAGAACAUGAACUCAAAGAUGAGGAGGAUGGUAAAGACAGUGAUGAGGCCGAGGACGCUGAGCUCUAUGAUGACCUUUACUGCCCAGCAUGUGACAAAUCGUUCAAGACAGAAAAGGCCAUGAAGAAUCACGAGAAGUCAAAGAAGCAUCGGGAAAUGGUGGCCUUGCUAAAACAACAGCUGGAGGAGGAAGAAGAAAAUUUUUCAAGACCUCAAAUUGAUGAAAAUCCAUUAGAUGACAAUUCUGAGGAAGAAAUGGAAGAUGCACCAAAACAAAAAGUCAAGUAUUUGACAUUUCGAUUUAUAUUUGCUCUUAGGCUUUCUAAAAAACAGAAGAAAAAGAAACAGAAACCAGCACAGGAUGUACCUGGCAAAGAUUCAUAUCUGCCUGCAGCUCACUUUCAGAUGGCUUGGGGAAAAAAGUGUGUGUUGGGAGAGAGAAGAGAUGGAGAGAGCGAGCACAAAUGUGCCAAAAUGUUGCUUGAAAACAGACAGAAUUAUGAUGACAAUUUCAAUGUAAAUGGACCUGGAGAAGGAGUAAAGGUUGAUCCAGAAGAUACUAACUUAAAUCAAGACAGUGCCAAAGAAUUGGAAGAUAGUCCCCAGGAAAAUGUCAGUGUCACAGAGAUCAUUAAACCAUGUGAUGAUCCAAAAAGUGAAGCUAAAAGUGUUCCUAAACCCAAAGGAAAGAAAACCAAAGAUAUGAAAAAACCUGUCAGAGUACCUGCUGAACCACAAACAAUGAGUGUUCUUAUCAGCUGUACAACCUGCCAUAGUGAAUUUCCAUCUCGGAAUAAACUUUUUGACCAUCUAAAGGCCACAGGUCAUGCAAGAGCACCUUCAUCAUCGUCUUUAAACAGCGCAACAAGUAGUCAAAGCAAGAAAGAGAAACGUAAAAACAGAUAGAGAUUCUGCCUGUGCUUUUGUUUGACUGUCUCUAGAUUUUGAAACCAAAAAACUGAACUGAAAUCAUCUAAAGAGUUAAAAUUUCAGUGAUCUGCAAUUAAUUACAUUGUGGAAGAUUAUUUUUUAUCUUGUAAAAACACUUUUUUGGUUUAAUAUAUAUUUUUAAAACAUUUCACUAGUGAUUGAAUUCUACUUUUGCCAUCUGAAUUGACUUGAAUGUCUUAAAACAGGUAAAUACUGUAAAGUGUGUAUUCUUGAUGUUUAUUGGCUCAUGUGGACAGAAAUGUACAGGGAGAAUUACAUUAUUUUAACACACAGAAGUGCAACUUUCUGCUUUAUUUUCUGAAUUUCACAUUACUUUUACUUAAUGCUUUUGUGUUUUGUUAAUACUUCAUAAUAUGUGAAAAACUCGGAUCUUUUAAAAAGCAUCAUAGAUCAUUUUUCCAUAUGACACUGGUUCCGAUUUUAAAAAUUAUUUUUAAAUAACCGAUUAUUGAUUACUGUAUUUUUUUUCUCAAGAACAGUGAUAGGUAGAAACUAAUUGAACAUUUGGUAGUCUUUCAAGAAUAGUGUCUCUUCAAGGUUUUACUUGAUUUAAUUUGAUAUUUUACUGGUUUACCAGUAAGGUGUAUUGUUCAGUUUUUUGCUCCGAUUUGAAUUGUGGAGGUGGAAGCAAAUUAGUUUACAUGGCAUGUCCUCCCUAGGCACAGUGACAGCUGUAAAGUAUGACGGAACAAGGUAGCAGAUGGUACAGAAUUUAUACUAUUUAAGAAGAGAUGUGGUGUUCUUCAUUGAGUUUUUUUCUUCACUAUUUUCAGAAGUUUUUGUUCUUUUUUUUUUUUCCAUCACUCAGUGGAGAAAAGCUUUGUUAAUGAAAGAUUUUGUGAUAGAGCUGAUGCUUAUACAUCUAUUCUAUAACAGUGAUGAAUAUUAACACAAAGGAAAUAUGGAGAACUGUUAUAACUGAGUGUUAGAACAGUCGUGUACAUUGAUCAGUAUUGAGUCCAUUUUUAGGAUGGAUUAGUCAGUUCUUUUCAUUGGUCUUGAAAGUAAUUUUGGCUGGUCGCGGUGGCUCACGCCUGUAAUCCCAGCACUUUGGGAGGCCGAGGCGGGCGGAUCACGAGGUCAGGAGAUCGAGACCAUCCCGGCUAAAACGGUGAAACCCCGUCUCUACUAAAAAUACAAAAAAUUAGCCGGGCGUAGUGGCGGGCGCCUGUAGUCCCAGCUACUUGGGAGGCUGAGGCAGGAGAAUGGCGUGAACCCGGGAGGCGGAGCUUGCAGUGAGCCGAGAUCCCGCCACUGCACUCCAGCCUGGGCGACAGAGCGAGACUCCGUCUCAAAAAAAAAAAAAAAAAAAAAAAGAAAGUAAUUUUAAACUCACUGGCUUGAAAUGUGUGCUUUCUGUACAAUGAAGUUAUUGCUUUCCAUAUAUCCUUGAAUCUUCAGAUUAACGAAAUGAACAAAUUUUCGGUUACAGAUCAGCUCUCAAACACUAAAGUCCUUAAUGGCAAGGUCUUUUCUGAUAGCUUCAUGGAUAGUAUUGAUGAUCAGAUUUCUUCUGUGUUAUUGUCUUAAAAAUAAGCAUUUGAACCUUAAUUUAAAUUCUUUUCUUUUCCAUUUAGAGAUAUGUUUUUUUCUUUACCUUCAUACCUUUCUAUUUCUUGCUAAUUUCUAUCACUAAUUCCUUAUAAUUGUCCCUGCUCCCCUUCUUGAUCUCUUCAGGGGGAAUACUAGGCAGUUUUGUAUCUUCUGAUCUCGUACCCUGAGACUUCAUCUGAAUGUGCUCUGCCGCCUUCUUAUCUGAACUAGAUGAAUUGGCCAUAAUUAUGAAUAGGAAUAUUAAUGAACCAGAGGACAUACUAGUCACAUGUUAUUAUACACUAAAAAAUAGGAAGUCAUCUUGAAAGGCAGUUAAUGUACUGCAAAUGUCCCUAUGACUUCUUUGCUUUCUCUUAUACCAAACAUGCAGGUAUUUAAUUUGUUUAAUGAGGGUUGAGUGGAGUUAUGUGUCGCUUUUAUUCGGAUUGACGAAAAUCAACCAUAAUUUUCAAGGGAUCUUCAUGGGUUGUGACUGGAAGCUGACCUUAGUCUUGCGUCUCAUCCUUUAUGAUGUUGAGAAAUCAUCUAAUUUCUCAGAACUUUUUCUUAUCUCUAACACAGUUAUUACCAUAAUAAUAUUGUCUCCAUUUAUCAUACAGGAUCAUUAUGAAAGUAAAAUGAAGUAGUAUAUAUGAAAAUGCUUUUUAAACACAAAAGCUUUAUACAAAAUAUUGUUGAAUUUAAAUAAGGUAAAUCUUUUUUAGUUUAUAUAUUUGCAGACUAUACAUGUUGGAUUAAAUGGGCAAUUAAGUUUUAUAGGAAUUUGCUUCCUAAGUCUACUUUUGAAGAGGAAAACAGGAACGUACCAUAUAUUUUGCUAAGGGUAAAAUAUUUUUGGUGAAUUGCAGACAUUUAAUUUCACUUGUCUGAGGUAAAACAAUAAACUAAAAUACAUGGGCAUGCAUCUUACACUGAUCUUAUUAGAGGUCAGUGCUAAGUACCCAUCUUGAUUGAAGUUAGCUCAGAUGUGGAGAUUCAUAGAAUGAGGGUCCAGGAGAAGAAAGUUAGGGGAAAUCUCAUUUUCUUUCUGUAAUUCAUUCAGUGGUGCCAAAGCUGGGGGUUCCCUACAAUGGCUAUUUAGACUUUCCCUGCUUCAAAAUAAGAGCAGUAUCCUUAGCUCUAGCCAAGCAUUUUUCUAAUUCCUGCCUUUGGUCACAAAGAAGGAAAAGCAGAGCUGUGAAUGAGUUAGUGGAGGUCAAGUCACAUCAGAGUUCAUGACCUAGUGAUUGCUGGUGAAGUAAUAUUGGAAUUUUGGUACCAUGAGAAGACUUAUAAAGGAUUUCAUCAGAAGUUUUCAUUUUUUCUAAAUCCUCCCCUACAAAAUUUUCAGAUUGGAAAUUACUCUUGUAUUUGUAGAAGAUUGUCUCUAAAAUUGUGGUUUAACUCACGCAGGAAGUAAAAUUCCUAUAGCAAGACAUAGUUUCAUUUUAGAGGACCCCCAAAAUCCCGUGAAUUCUCUGGUGAUGAUUCUAGCCUAACCUUCAACAUAAAAUAAUGAAGAGAACUUUUAAACUUUUUUAUGAAUUCCUAAACAUUACCAUUUAUGUGGCAGAAGUUCUGUUCCCUAUAAUCUGCAAUGCUGAAGUAUCUCUAUUCAAUUCCCUUCCUUAUCUGUUAAAUUUAAUGUCUUUAUACUAAAAAUAUAGGCUCUUGGGAUUGGAGAGGAAAAAUUAGAGGUGAUUUUCAGAUUUCUUGUUCUAUGGAAGAGGAAGCUGAGCUCAGGGAGAUAUGAGCUCCACAGCCACAGCUGGUUAGGGGCGGCUGCCAGUAGAACAGGGCAGAUGCCUGGACUCCCAACUCAGUAGGCCUUCUGUUACACCUCAAAAUGUGUUACAUGGGAAGAAAAAGAUUAAGAAAAAGCAAGAUAAUUUUGAAGAAGGACGAGAGGAAGAGGCAUGAACUUGUCCUAACAAUGUCAAAGAAUAUUUUAAAGGUAUACCAGUUAAAGUAGUGUGUGGCUGGUGCCAGUAGAGGUCAGUCAAGGGAUCCCUGACGAGAAUAAAGAGCCCAGAAACAGGUCCAUGUUUAUAUGGGAACUUGAUUUUUGACAGAUACGGCAAGCUCUAUGGGGAAAACAAUAUGUACUACCUUAUACCCUUCCCCAAAAACAAAGGGAUUAAAGACCUAAAUAUGAAGACAAAACUUUUAAAUGAGAAUCUAUAAGGUUAUUUUCAUGAUUUUGCAAAUGGGAAGGAUUUCUUUAAAGCAAGACACAAAAGCAUACACAGGAAAAAAUGAUGCAUAAAAACAUGGCUUCUGUAGAACAAUAGAGACUGUAAAAGAACAAGCUACAGACAAGGAAAUGUUUGCAAUGCAUGGAACUGUCAAAGGAUUCGUAUCUGGAAUACAUUAAAGAAGCAAAAGAACCUCAUACAAAAGUCAUUGAGUAAAUGACAGCCAUGCAUUAGAACAGCAAUUCUCAAAACUUUUGGUCUCAAGAUCCCUUUACACUCUUCAAAAGUGAGAACCCCAAAGAGUUUUCAUGUAUGUGGGUUAAAUCUAUUGAUAUUUUCUGUUAGAAUUUAAAAAUUAUGUUAAAAAAAUAAGAAGAAUGACUAUUUUUCAAAACAAAAAAUGAGAAGAGUGGUAUUGUUUUACAUUUUUACAAAUCUCUUUAACAUUUAGCUUAAUAAAAGAUAGCUGGCCUCUCA
Molecule: messenger RNA, 6393 nt
Organism: Homo sapiens (human)
Lineage: Eukaryota; Metazoa; Chordata; Mammalia; Primates; Hominidae
Gene: DNAJC21
Product: DnaJ heat shock protein family (Hsp40) member C21
Exons: 13
Coding region: 722-2143 (473 amino acids)
Cellular component (GO): nucleolus; cytoplasm; nucleus
Molecular function (GO): zinc ion binding; nucleic acid binding
Source: RefSeq, a predicted model, not a curated record